Molecule: messenger RNA, 1074 nt
Organism: Drosophila novamexicana
Lineage: Eukaryota; Metazoa; Arthropoda; Insecta; Diptera; Drosophilidae
Product: probable dimethyladenosine transferase
Exons: 4
Coding region: 60-980 (306 amino acids)
Biological process (GO): rRNA methylation
Cellular component (GO): mitochondrial matrix
Molecular function (GO): rRNA (adenine-N6,N6-)-dimethyltransferase activity
Source: RefSeq, a predicted model, not a curated record
AACAAAUCGACGUUGCAGCCGCACUAACUGAAUACAUUCAGUUUAUUUACACUUUGAACAUGCCAAAAGUAAAAACAGAAAAGAAAAGUCGCAUACACAAUGAGGUGCAGAAGCAAGGCAUUGUCUUCAACAAGGAUUUUGGACAGCACAUAUUAAAGAAUCCCUUGGUCAUAACUACGAUGCUGGAGAAAGCUGCACUGCGAGCCACAGAUGUGGUGCUGGAAAUCGGUCCCGGCACGGGCAACAUGACUGUGCGCAUGCUGGAGCGUGCGAAAAAGGUUAUUGCCUGCGAAAUUGACACACGUCUUGCCGCGGAGCUGCAGAAGCGUGUACAGGCGACACCUCUGCAGCCGAAACUACAGGUGCUAAUCGGAGAUUUUUUGAAGGCAGAUCUGCCAUUCUUCGAUCUGUGCAUAGCCAACGUACCUUACCAGAUUAGUUCGCCAUUAAUCUUCAAAUUGUUGCUUCAUCGUCCGCUGUUUCGCUGCGCGGUACUGAUGUUCCAGCGUGAAUUUGCUCAACGUCUGGUGGCCAAGCCGGGCGACAAGCUCUACUGCCGUUUGAGCAUCAAUACACAGUUGUUGGCACGUGUGGACAUGUUAAUGAAGGUGGGAAAAAAUAAUUUCAAGCCGCCGCCCAAGGUGGAGUCGAGUGUGGUGCGUCUGGAGCCAAAGAAUCCACCACCGCCCGUUAAUUUUACCGAAUGGGAUGGCCUAACCCGCAUCGCAUUUUUGCGCAAAAACAAAACGCUAGCGGCAACCUUCAAAGUGAACUCUGUGAUUGAAAUGCUGGAGAAGAACUACAAAUUGUAUCGUUCGUUAAGGAAUGAGCAAGUUGAGGAGAACUUUAACAUGCAGGAGAAGGUCAUGAGCAUACUGGAGGAACAGGGCGUAAGUGGCUCACGGGCCAGAUCUAUGGACAUUGAUGAGUUUAUGCGCCUCUUGUUGGCUUUCAAUUCGGCUGGCAUACAUUUCAACUGAUGCGAAAGUGCUUUUAACUCACACAUAAGAUCUGAUUGGGACCUUAGGCUCAAUGCAUGGUAAAGGCAUUAUGACUCGUAACACGACAGCUCCG